AUGGUUACCGGGAUGGAUAGGAGGUUGUCGGGGAGGCGUAUCGAAUGUCGCGUCUUGAUCGGGGGGAGCUAUAAGCUUAAGAAAUCGAUCAAUGUGAUGGUAGCAGAAAACUCGAGAAACGCAAGGAGGGAAGAAAAAGAGAAGAAGAAGAAGGGAAGAAGAAGAAGAAGAAGAAGAAGAGGAGGAGGAGGGGAGAAGAAGAGGUGGAGGAGGAGGAGGACGCGAGGUUUCGCACCCGGCAAGCGCGCCCGGUCACGUUGCUUGCUCGCUUGCCCCUUUGGGAAAGGAGAAGGAGCAUCCAUGUCUGAUAUCCUGUGUCCAAUGACUUUCGCAGCAGCAGCAGCAACAACAGCAGAAGCAGCAGGACGAGAGCCGUGUGGACGGGAUAUACCUAGGUAG
Molecule: messenger RNA, 399 nt
Organism: Nannizzia gypsea CBS 118893
Lineage: Eukaryota; Fungi; Ascomycota; Eurotiomycetes; Onygenales; Arthrodermataceae
Exons: 1
Coding region: 1-399 (132 amino acids)
Source: RefSeq, a predicted model, not a curated record